Molecule: messenger RNA, 1434 nt
Organism: Pseudomassariella vexata
Lineage: Eukaryota; Fungi; Ascomycota; Sordariomycetes; Amphisphaeriales; Pseudomassariaceae
Exons: 1
Coding region: 393-977 (194 amino acids)
Source: RefSeq, a predicted model, not a curated record
AUCCCACCAAACCAACCAAUGAGGUUCGUUACAUGGCAUGACAGUAGCACAUAGAGGGUUGGGCAAAUACUUUAGCGCGGGAUAGCUGCAUUACUAGCCUCGAGUAUUGCGCGACAAGCCGCAGCCAACACCCCGCACCCCUUCGACGCCAUAGCCGAUUUAGUUGGUUUUUUCAUGUUGCGGCUGGAUGGCUUCAGGUCGAAACUUUCUGUAUAAAACUAAAGAUCGCCACUUCGAAUUCAGUGUCCAGUUAAUUCAUCUCAUCAACAAUCUCAUCCACAACACUCAACUUCGCAAUUAACGACAGAUCCACAACGGCAGAUCCGCUGUAUCCCCAGCUAUCUUGAAUGAAUCGUCACAUUCCCGUACGAUAGUUGAUAUCAAUCACCAAAAUGGCUAAAACCUUCACAUCCGCGGCGUUCCUCAUCGCCGCCGUCGCAGCCAUUCCCAACCCCAACCCGUCAACCGCCGCCUGCACACCGGGCAAAAUCGCCCAACCCACAAUGUGGAACCUCUACCCGUCUCAACCCGACCUCUCCCAAUCCCCCUUCACCUACCUCGAAGUACAAAUCUUCGAAUCCUACCCGCAACUCCAACAAGUCGCCGUCUUCUCCGGGAUCCCGCCGACCGCCAAGUCCUGCACGCUAGGCUGGUCGCAAUCCGACUCCACCAGUCGGACCUUCGUCGUGGAAGGAAGCGGGCUCAUCGCUGCGAGUCCCUUGACGGGGUUCCCGGCUGAGGGGGAGCCGGUGUCGACUAAUUCGAUCAAGCCAUUCGAGACUGCCGUGGAUGAUGCGUUGACACCGGAUUUCACGUCUUGGGAUCAGGUUGCGGCCGCGUGGAACCAUACGGCGGGAGCGGUGGAUUGUGCGGAGGAGAUUCAUUUGAAGUUGGAAAUUGAUGCACGUAAUGGGGAUGGGCAUGUUUACUUUGAGCAGGAUGCUGCGAAUGGGCUUUAUGUGUCGUAUACUUGCUGAAAAGGGCCGGGGGACUAAUAAUGACGGACUAUGAAGGCUCUCGUGUGUGUUUGGCUUCGAGGGCAGCGUGGGAAAAUUUGGGAGUUUGGCGCCGGUUCGUGGUUCAUCGGUUCAACGCCUCGACGGUUUAAUGGGUUGACAUCGGGCGAACGGGUUUGCAUUCUGGGGGCAUUGGGGAGGCGGCGCAUUACGGCCAGCAUCUUGCAUUGUGAAAUAAAUGCGGUACUUUGAUCUAUGGUUUCAACUGAGGUGGUUCAAACACCGAACCCACAGUGCCACGUUCGAGCUUCACUAAACGUUCGCUGGUCAUCUCGAAGCAUUCUGGGAGACCGGUGUCUUCCCAAGCUCCUCCUAGAAUGAGUUUGGCCACGCCAGGGGCACAAGUGAAGAUCCUCGCCAUGCCUAUGCACGAUGCACAUUAGCCUUCAACCCACCUCAGACCAUUGUGGAAUAAUUG